UUGUAAGUUUUGACACAAUAGAUUUUCUCUGUGUUUUAUUCUGAAGGGCUCCGCCGGAUGUAUUCGUGCGCGUUGCUUCCUCCUUGUCGGCGCUAGCAAGAAAAGGCGCAGCUAGUAAACAGCAGAGAAAAGCCACUCGGUGGGUAUUAAAGCAGUAAAACACCGAGCUACCGGAGCUCCAGAGUGAAUGUGAGGCCGCUUGGCUCUGUGGCUCUCCCUCUUACCGGCUGCGGGUGUCUCAGCGGCUGUCAGCGGCACAGAAAGCGGAGCGUCGGGCCGGGCAGCCAGUUAGCAGCUAACCGAGCAGCUGUAGCGGACGGAGCGCAGACAUGAUCGCGCUGAUCAACAAACUCCUGGACUGGUUCAAGGCUCUGUUCUGGAAGGAGGAGAUGGAGCUGACCCUGGUGGGGUUGCAGUACUCCGGGAAGACCACCUUUGUGAAUGUGAUAGCGUCGGGUCAAUUCAGCGAAGACAUGAUACCUACAGUGGGCUUCAACAUGAGGAAGAUCACCAAGGGUAACGUCACCAUCAAGCUGUGGGACAUCGGCGGCCAGCCUCGCUUCAGGAGCAUGUGGGAACGCUACUGCCGGGGCGUCAGCGCCAUCGUCUACAUGGUUGACGCAGCCGAUCCAGAGAAGAUCGAAGCCUCCAAGAACGAGCUGCACAACCUGCUGGACAAACCGCAGCUGCAGGGGAUUCCUGUUCUGGUUCUGGGCAACAAGCGGGACCUGCCAGGCGCUCUGGACGAGAAGGAGCUCAUAGAGAGGAUGAACCUGUCGGCCAUCCAGGACAGAGAGAUCUGCUGCUACUCCAUUUCCUGCAAGGAGAAAGACAACAUUGACAUCACUCUGCAGUGGCUGAUCCAGCACUCCAGGACCAAGAGGAGUUCCUGAGGGACGACCCGACCCAGACGGGCCACGCCCACCUGCCCUGACCCCGCCCCUUCCCUCCUCCCUCCCUCCCUCUUGUCUCCUCAUGACCUCACCCUCAGCUCCAGGUGACCCCUGCCCUCCAACAGUUCAUGUUGAGGUGCUGGUUCUAUUCCAGGAACAUUUUUUAGAAACACUUUAAAUCCAGAAGCAACUUAUUUCAGUUUAAUCAGAACCAAACGAAGCCGAAGUUUGUCUUUAACGGACCUCCUUUAAACGCUUUGAUCCGCCUCCAUCCGGGAUGGAUCCGGGUCAAACUUCCUCCGAGACGCUUCGCUUCGGCGGCGCAGAGGUCACGGUUAAAACUGCUGGGUUUCUGUGGAAACGGGUCAGAACACCAGCACCACAGCUUCCUCCUGCACAUUACAGAGGACAGCUGGGCUUUAGUUGAAGUAGUUUACAGGACGAUGCUGCGUUCACAGCAAGCGGCUCGCACAUCCAACAUGGCCGACGCUUCAGAAAACCUGAAGUUUUGCAGCUGAACGCAGAGCAUCAACCAAUCAGAGAGAGUUCUCAACCUGAUGCAGUGUCACUCGGCGCCGAUCCAAGUCAGCCUGAGUUGAGACUGGAAUAUGGCAGGAAGCGCCAGACUGGGCCGAGCCGAGCCGCCGGGCCGGGCCGCUGGGCCGGGCCGAGCCGAGCCGCUGGGUUGGGCCGAGCUGAGCUGAGCCGGGCCGCUGGGUUGGGCCGAGCUGAGCCGA
Messenger RNA from Poeciliopsis prolifica (blackstripe livebearer), 1630 nucleotides. Its product is annotated as ADP-ribosylation factor-like protein 8A. Gene Ontology annotation, cellular component: lysosomal membrane. Gene Ontology annotation, biological process: anterograde axonal transport; protein transport. Gene Ontology annotation, molecular function: GTPase activity; GTP binding. The record is from RefSeq and is a predicted model, not a curated record. Lineage: Eukaryota; Metazoa; Chordata; Actinopteri; Cyprinodontiformes; Poeciliidae.